AUGGUGUUGCUGGCUCGGUGUGAGGGCCACUGCAGCUACACGUCGCGCUCCGACCCUCUCAUCUCCUUCAGCUCGGUGUUGAAGCAGCCCUUCAAGAGUACCUGUUUCUGCUGCAAGCCCCACACCUCCAAGCUGAAGGCUGUGAGGCUCCGCUGCGCCGGAGGAGCCCGCAUCACCGCAACCUACCGCUACAUCCUAGCCUGCAACUGUGAGGAGUGCAGCUGA
Coregonus sp. 'balchen' is the source of this 225-nucleotide messenger RNA. The record is from the annotation of a GenBank genome assembly. Lineage: Eukaryota; Metazoa; Chordata; Actinopteri; Salmoniformes; Salmonidae.